Bombyx mandarina (wild silkworm) is the source of this 6613-nucleotide messenger RNA. RefSeq lists its product as uncharacterized. Gene Ontology annotation, biological process: DNA integration. NCBI's taxonomy places the organism in Eukaryota, Metazoa, Arthropoda, Insecta, Lepidoptera, Bombycidae. Gene Ontology annotation, molecular function: nucleic acid binding; zinc ion binding. The record is from RefSeq and is a predicted model, not a curated record.
AGUCACAAUACGGGCAACUAAUAGAGCGACUAGGCAAACAAUAGGCGAGCGAGGCGGCCGAGAGAACAAUAGACGCCCACCGUGCUCGGACUCAUAAUAGCGCUGGCCGAGUGCGCGUGGGCGACCAUAAAUAAGGGGCCUACCUCGCUGCAAAUUCAGUUCGAGACAGCGAGCCGACGAGUCAAGACCUCUCCAGAAGAAGAGGAGAGAGCCGUCGAACAAGAAGAGACUCGCUCCUACGCCCUGCGCCGGUCAAGCCACGAGGACCGUGUGAACGCCAUACUUGAAGCCUUCGUUAUUUUCCUCGAACCAAUCCCAGCACCCGUUCCGCGACAGCCACUGCGGCAAUACUCGAGCCACCACGUUUCAACGAGAGUAAGAAGUCUAAAAAUCACACGUGGUGGCCGAAACCUGAGCGGUGGCCGUCCGGAAUAUUGGUCCUUCGAGAGCCGGAUUCAUUUGAGGAAGAUCGAAGAAAAUUGAAGAUUGAAGAUUGAAGAAAUGGUGCUCACACGGUCCGAGAAGAUGAGGUCGUCACGCCUUGACCGGCCCGGCAACGAAGCUGUCUCGGGCUCAACAUCGCAAGACGCACAGCAACGAGCUGUGUCGGCCGCGCCGCGUUCGGGAGUGACGCAGGGACCGCCACCGAUGGCGGCAACCUCCUCCCAGUCAACCGCGCCGCGUUCGGGAGUGACGCAGGGACCGCCACCGAUGGCGGCACCCUCCUCCCAAGUGGAAAAGUGUCCGGGAGUGCCGCGGGGCUCACAAGCGAUGCCCCCCUCCCGCCAAAUAUUGCCUACGCAAUACUCGCCGGCGUCGCCAACGGGACCGAACAGCGGGGUCUGUCGUCGAGUGGUCAGACCUCCCAGCACCGCGACACCGGCAACAACUUCAGGCGACGCAGCAACGGAGAGCGUCGUAUCCGCGAGCCAGAACAGGAAGGAGUCAGCGCUCACGGCCAAUCAAAUUGUACACGGGUCCCACAUCACGGACGCCGCUGCCAAAAUCUCGACGACAGAAGAAGGCUCCACACUCCGCGACGGGAUGGCGCCACCAGUACGAGGAUCUUCAAGAAAGUCGAGUCAACAGUCACAACGGCUGUUGCUUAUGGCGCGCCUCAAAGAAGAGCAUCUUCGCGCCAAAGAAGAACAAGCCCGACUCCAAGCAGAGCUCGCCGCCGCCCGCAUCUCAACAUUAGAAGCCGAAGCGCUCGUUGAAGAGGAGGAAGAUGCGCGCACAACACUCACGGAGGACGAGAACGAGCAAUCACAGCGCAUCGAUACAUGGCUCAGUCAGCAACGAUCGAUCGCGCUACAGGGAGUCGAAGAAAGAGUAAUGCAGCCAACACACGGAUCACCAGCCACCAUCGAGCAACCGCAACUGGAACUUCCCGCACCAAUAGAACAGCUGAAGCUACCGGCCCCUGCCGCGGCACCGAUUGCCGCACCUGUCGCACCGAAGAGCGACAUCGCCGAACUAGCAGCUGCCAUCGCGACGGCCGCCCGCCAAGCCAGGCCCGGACCAUCGCAUCGGUACUACGGGGAGCUUCCAGUGUACAGUGGAUCGCACCAAGAAUGGCUCUCCUUCAAGGUCGCCUACGCCGAAUCAGCGGACAGCUUCAGCGCCGCAGAGAACACUGCGAGACUUCGGCGUACGUUGAGAGGAAGAGCAAGAGAAGCGGUCGAAAACUUGUUGCUGCAUUACACCGAGCCCGCCGAGAUCAUGCGGACUCUAGAAUCGCGCUUCGGACGUCCAGAAGCAAUCGCCGCAACGGAGCUGGAACGACUGCGCGCGCUGCCACGCUGCACGGACACACCGAGGGACAUCUGCGUAUUCGCGAAUAAGGUGAACAACGUCGUCGCCGCUCUGAGGGCCCUCGACCGCGUACAUUAUAUGUACAACCCGGAGCUCACCAACAUCACAUCGGAGAAGCUGCCGUCCACUCUACGCCACCGCUGGUUCGAAUUCUCAGCGACUCAACCGGCGGGAGAACCGGACCUCGUCAAGCUGUCGCGCUUCCUGCAACGCGAGGCGGACCUGUGCAGCCCAUACGCACAGCCGGAGCCAGAGACGAGAGUGGAGAACACCAGCGGUCGGCGGAAGAUGGUGAACACGCCUCAGAGGACGCACACCACGCAAGCGAAGGAAGAGAGGAAAUGCGCAGCAUGUCAGAAGCCGGGGCACAUCCCACAAGAUUGUCCCGAAUUCAAGAGAGCAGCCGUCAGCGAGCGCUGGGAUACGGCGAAGCGCGAGAAUUUGUGUUUCCGGUGCCUACGGUUCCGGUCCCGGGGACACGUAUGCAAAAAGAAGAAGUGCGGCGUCGACAGCUGUGAACGCACGCACCACGAGCUGUUGCAUAAGAAGCCAGCAUGGCAGAAGCCGAAAGAAAAAGAAGAGGCGGUCACCUCGACGUGGGCCGCAAGAAGUGCGACAGCCUACCUAAAGAUGGCGCCAAUUACUGUUAUCGGACCGGCGGGAGAAGCAGAUACAUGGGCCCUGCUGGACGACGGGUCAACGAUCUCGCUGAUUGACGAAGACUUCGCGAGACGAGUGGGCGCCAAAGGACCGAUUGAACCCCUCUUCAUCACUGCCAUCGGAGACAAUAAGAUAGACGCAACACGCUCACGACGCGUCCCGCUGAAGCUAUGCGGACGCACGGGGGAACCGCAAGAACUGAACCUACGGACAGUCAACGGCUUAAAAUUAACACCACAGCGACUGAACAUCGAAGUCCUCGCGUCGUGCCAUCACCUCACCGACCUCCGCCAUCACUUCAAAACGAGCUACGCCUCGCCGAAGAUCCUGAUCGGCCAAGACAACUGGCACCUGCUGGUGACGGAGGAGAUGCGGACGGGACGACGCGAUCAACCAGUGGCGUCUCGUACUCCGCUCGGGUGGGUCGUGCACGGAGCACACCCGGGAGGCAAGAGACAGCGCGUCAACUUCGUGGCACACGCGACGACGGCCGACGCGAACAUGGACGAAGCCCUCAGGCACUACUUCGCGAUCGAGGGACUCACCGUCGCCGCCAAGACGCCAAAGAAUGACCCAGACGAGCGCGCGCUGAAGAUCCUGAGAGAGACCACUCAUCAGCAACCCGACGGCCGCUACGAGACCGCACUGCUGUGGCGUGAGGAGGGCCUGAAGAUGCCCAACAAUUUUGAAGCCGCGCUGAAUCGCCUGACGUCCGUAGAGAAGAAACUGGAGAAGGAUCCAAAUUUGAAAGAGCGCUACAAGCAACAAAUGGACGCACUGGUAGCGAAAGGAUACGCCGAAGUAGCUCCGUCAACGGGGACGAAGGACCGAACCUGGUACCUGCCGCACUUCGGCGUAACACAUCCAAUGAAGCCGGACAAGAUUCGCAUCGUGCACGAUGCCGCUGCGAAGACCAGGGGGAAGAGCCUCAACGACUUCCUGCUCACCGGCCCGGACCUGCUGCAGUCUCUGCCUGGAGUGAUGAUGCGCUUCAGGCAGCACGCCGUCGCCGUCUCAGCGGACAUCACAGAGAUGUUCAUGCAAAUAGGCGUCCGAAGCGAGGACCGCGACGCGCUCCGGUACUUGUGGAGGGAGGACCCUUCACAGGAGCCUACAGAGUACCGGAUGAAAUCUAUAAUCUUUGGCGCGACAAGCUCACCCGCGACCGCCAUCUACGUGAAGAACGCCAACGCGGAGAAGUACCGACUGCAGUACCCGGACGCCGCCGACGCAAUCGUACGCAACCACUAUAUGGACGAUUACCUGGGAAGUUACCGGACAAGCGAAGACGCGAUCAGGAUCGCAAAUGAGGUGAGGGCAGUACACCGGCAAGGCCAUUUCGAGUUACGAAAAUGGACCUCGAACAACGAGGAGGUACGGUGCCACAUGACCGACGAAGCCCCACCUACAAGUGUGACGCUGUCCGAUGGAACGGAAAUAGAACGAGUACUUGGCCUGGUGUGGAGACCUGCUGAAGACGUCCUCGCCUUCAAUCUGGACAUGGCGCGAAUCCCAAAAGAAGUCUUGGAGAGCAGCGCGCCUACGAAGAGACAGGCUCUGCGAAUAAUGAUGUCCGUCUACGAUCCCCAAGGCAUCGCAUCACCAGUCACUGUCGGAGCGAAGAAGAUCCUGCAAGAAACGUGGCGCCGAGGGACGGCGUGGGACUCCCCCCUCGAUGAAGACCUCUGCGCGAUGUGGAGAGAGUGGAUCGACCACUUAAGACGCCUGCGCGGCGUCUCAGUGCCGCGCUGCUAUCCCGGCUACUCAGACGCCGCCAACCUCCAGCUCCACACAUACGUAGACGCCAGUGAGUCCGCCUACGCCGCCGCGUUAUACUGGCGCGCCGAAAUGCCCGACGGGGAGAUCAGGACCUCCCUCGUACUCGCCAAAGCCCGAGUCGCGCCCUUGAAACUCACCUCGAUACCGCGCCUCGAGCUACAAGCUGCCGUGAUGGGCAGCCGCAUGGCCGCGGCUGUCACAGAGGAACACGACAGAAAACCAGACGCGAGAGUGUUCUGGACAGACAGCGCCACCGUAUUGACCUGGCUACGAACGGGGUCGAGGUCGUAUCGACCGUUCGUCGCUCACCGCAUUGCAGCGAUAGAAGAGAACAGCACUGUGGAGGAAUGGCGCUGGGUCCCCACGAAGGAAAAUGUCGCCGACGACGCCACUAGAGAGCUACCCGUCGGCUUUGAAAGAAACCACCGCUGGUUCAUAGGCCCGGAAUACCUAAGACGGCAUCCGGAUGAUUGGCCCGUACAACGGACUGCAAGAAGGGCAGAAGAGACGGGCGAAGAGAAGUGCGCAACGCUCGCCGUGAGCAGAGAGAGCCUCGGCGAAGCGAUCCCGGACCCAAGACGCUUCUCCAAGUGGGAGAAGUACCUGCGUGCAACGGGGCGAAUACUGCAAUUCGUCGACCUAUGCCGCAGAAGUCGCGAGCGCACUCAUUACAAGAGGACCAGACGGAACCCGCGUUCGGACCCGACGUGGGAGAAGAAUAGAAAGAAGACGACUUCGAAGACCCCGCUGAACACACCGCGGACGCCAGAGCAAGCAGUCAUUCAAUGGAAGACUUUAGACGCCGACACGCUUCGACGCGCCGAGACGCUCAUUUGGCAACAGAGCCAGCGGGCGGCCUUCGAGGAAGAGAUUUUGACGCUCCAGCGAGGGAAACAAAUAUCCCCAGCGAGCCGACUGCGAAACUUGUCCGUAACUUACGCGGACGGGAUAUUGAGAAUAAACGGACGCAUCGGCAACAUAGAGGGAGCUGACGUCAUCACCUCGCCUCUCGUGCUAGACGGAUCCCGACGCGAAACGAGACUGAUGAUAGACUUCAUCCAUAGAAAGAUGCACCACGCCGGAACCGAAGCCACGAUCGCCGAGUGCCGACAGUCGUACUGGGUCUUACGCCUACGCCCAGUGACACGGAGCGUAAUCCACAACUGUCUUCCGUGUCGUAUCCGCAAGGACACUCCACCGCGUCCAGCCACAGGCGAUCACCCACCGAGCAGACUGGCACACCAUCGGCGACCAUUUACAUACGUGGGCCUCGAUUACUUCGGGCCCUAUCAAGUGACCACCGGCAGAAGCACCCAGAAGCACUACGUGGCCAUCUUCACAUGUCUCACUACGCGUGCGGUGCAUUUAGAACCGGCAGCGAGCCUCAGCACGGACUCAGCAGUGAUGGCACUCCGGCGCAUGAUCGCGCGCCGGGGAGCUCCGACGGAAAUAUGGAGCGACAACGGCACCAAUUUACGGGGUGCCGACAAGGAGCUGCGCCAAGCUUUAGACAAGGCGACCGAGCAUGAAGCGAGCUUAAGGCUUAUACAAUGGCGCUUCAUCCCACCGGGCGCGCCUUUCAUGGGCGGCGCCUGGGAGAGAAUGGUGCGGGCGGUAAAGGCCGCGCUCUCGGCCACGGAACAGCCGAGGCACCCGACGCCCGAAAUAUUUCAUACUCUGCUAGCAGAGGCAGAGUUCACAGUGAACAGCCGACCUCUCACCCAUGUAUCGGUGAGCGCCGACGAUCCCGACCCUCUGACACCGAACCACUUCCUGCUGGGAGGCCCGGCGCGAGUCCCCGUGCCGGGCAAGUUUGACGACGCCGACCUCAUAGGGCGCGCACACUGGCGCGCAGCACAACGUCUGGCAGAUGUGUUCUGGAGUCGCUGGCUCCGGGAGUACCUGCCCGACCUGCAGAACCGGCGGGAGCCCCACAGCCGCGGGCCCGCCCUGAAGAUAGGCGACGUCGUGAUAAUAGCAGACGGAACGCUCCCACGGAACACCUGGCCACGUGGGAUCAUCCAGGAGGUUUACCCGGGGGCCGACGGCAUCACUCGAGUGGUCGACGUGCGCACCGCCGGCGGUAUAUUGCGACGCCCGGCAAAGAAGAUCAUCGUGCUGCCCACGAUGUCCGCCGCUCACCAGGGAGGAUGCAGCGACGUGAACGACGCUGCACGGCGGGAGGAUGUUCGCGACGGACAUGAAUAAAUGUAGAAUAGAUAUUAUUCGCGACGGACAUUGAUAGUUUAAAAAUAGAUAGAAAAUAUAGUAAUAGUUAAAUAGAGAUAUGUUCGCAAAGUACAGCGAGAUUUAAUAGAAAUAGACAAUGUCCGUAAAUAGACUGUGUGUUAAAAAUAGU